AAUAACGCAAUGAAAACUGUCAUGGCGUCGUCGUUGUAUGUCAACAUCCAGCUUUUGUGACGUGAACACUAUCUAUUCUUUACUUAACGAUCGACGCGCAUUCCUUUAUUCAAUCAUUGAAAACUUUAAAUGCCGAUCAGGCUACAAAAUUAUUGUUAUUAACAGUUUAGGGUGAGUUGACUAUUAUUUGUCAAGGGGGUAGUUUUGUCGAGAUAUUUUUAACAAAAUAAUUUUAAAUUGGCAUUCAUUGCUGCUCAUUGCACUUUUACUUGUAGCAGUUGGCACUCAUUUUUUCAUUCAUGAGAAAACGGAGAUUGCAAUGCUACGCCGCUAGGUCUAGGUCUACCCUAGUCUUAGAAGUCGAGACUAGAAUACUAGUUAGUAGUAGUAGGCAGUUAAAGUAGGCUGUCCUAAAAGUUUAUCAGAAGUAUAUUAUAAUAAUUAUAGAAGGUGACCCUACUACUGGAGCCUACUCUAACUUAGUUUAGUAGUAGUAGAGUUGUAACUUAAUUGAAUUCAUUGAAUGUCAUAUUACUCAUACUCAUGUCAUAUAUAUAACUAUGUGGUAGUAGUCGUCUAAGUAGUUAUUUCACUCUUAGUUUAGUCUUAGACUUAAACUUAGUAGACGUGGCCAGUGUAGUAGUAGUAUUGGACAUUAACUAUUUGGUCAUUUUGGUAAUCAUCCAGUUUAGGAGUUAGGUGCCCAAAAUCACAUUAUUUAAUUAAUGACAACUACUUGAAUGGUUAUUUUUAGAUAAAUUAUUCAUCGAAAUGGCAUUCUUUAUGCGAUGAUUAGCUUUCCAACGAUACCAAACAUGUUAGAAUCGAACCCGGGGUUUCCGCACAAUCAAGUGUUGAAGAAUAGGUCAUUUGGGGUUAGGUGUGAACAAAAACAUAGACCCCCAACACCUUCAUAUCACAAUUAUUAUGUUAAAAUUAUUUAAUUUUAUAAUUUUUACCAUAUUUAAUGAUAAUAAAGAUAUUAAUCGAACAGGAAAUCCAAGUUUUGAAGAAUCAAUAUUUUUUUCAAAUUUCAAUUAUUUUUUGACCCGUGGGUCCCCUUAAGUACUGACUUUAUUUAAGCAUAAAAUUAAAGGAGUACGAAUGUCAGCACAUGGAUAGUUGACAGCAUCAAGAUAAUUGUCAGCUACCAUGUCCUAGAAAUGGCAGAACAUGUUAUCAUUCUGGAACUUGUUCUGAAAGAUUAAAAAUAAUUCAUGGAUUUAUGACUGAAACAGUUUCCUUGAGGCUAUGAACUGUCGCUACGGCCACAGAUUUCUUUUGGCACACAUCCACAUAUUCUCCACUGUCUGUGUGUGGACCUCUGGCUCAGAAUCAUUUGGGCCAACCUCAUUUUUAUAAGUACCUUUGACCUAUCAGAACUCCAGCAUUGAACCAUCAAUAUUAUCUGCUUCAUUGACAGGUGGCUACCACUGAAGAAAGAAACAUGUCUUAUAGACUUUCUUAAACCACAGUCACAGCACUUCCAUCUCUUACUCUCUGCACUGCCUCUGUGGGUGUUUAGAUGAAAAAUAGCAUUCUGACAAAAUACGUUUGGAUUGAUUAUUUUAAGUAAAAAUUAAAGUUUACAUUCAAACUAGACAACCGGAAGUUGUACAUUUUCAAUACAUCUCACACAUAUGAAUUUUGGCACUAACCUGGAUAAUUACCAACUAUUUUAGUGUUAUACCCAACUACUAGAUCAUUAUUAUAAAAUAAGUAACAUUAGGCUGAAUAUGCAUACAACUGACUCUACACACUUGAUUGAUUAUACAUUAUACCAAGCUAGUUAAAACUAUAGGCUAAGUGGCAUAUAGUUGUUUAGUUUCAGCUUCUCUCUUUGACUUUAGUGACUUUGCCAAUUUGCUUUGACUUUGAUAAAACAACUUUGUGAUUGUGUAGGCCCAGACUUUUUAAUGAAUAACAUUAACUCUUUCCGUGCGAAAAGAUUUGACUGGUCGCGUUCGUGCCAACCCACAGUAUACUGUCGAUAUCAUUUAUGUAGUUUAUUUCGUUUCUUGUGGCUCUUAAUCCGACUUUUUCUGUUCUUAAACGAAGGAUAACUCUUACUACUUCCUUUUUUUAAGAAGUAUGGCAUGUUUGCAUGUGUUUUUUCUAAUAAUAGUUUAAUUUGUGUUGAAACUUUUGUAAACAAAGCCAUGGCCACGCCCACUCCAAGCAUGUCAGCUGUUGCUUGACCACGUAGGUAGUCAAUUUUGCAAACAAAAGAACUUUUAUUGCUAAUUAUUGAUGCUGAAACAACAGACAAUAACCAUGAAUCAUUUGAAUCUGAUUCCAAUGAUGAUUUUCAGCAUUCUGAUGGGUCGGUAAAUGCCAAAUGGAAAUAGUAUUAGAAUGGUGAUAGUAAUAGUAAUAGUGGUGACUGUCGGCAAUUUCAUAAAAAUUUCAAAACAUUUUUAAAAUAUAAAAAUACCACGAAUGUAUAGAGCCUAGAGAAUGGAUUAAAAAAACACCCAGAUCAACUUUCUAGCUCAAGUAGUUCAAAAGUUAUGAAUUUUUUUCAAAACCAUUAUGAUCAAAAAUGGAUAUACUUUUUGGUGAUUGAAGCAGAAUAGGAUAUUAGCUACACAGACCGUAUGGUAGUCUGUGAAGUUCAGAUUUGGUGUGCAAUUUUAAAAAUAUAAAAAAUUUGAUCUCACAAUUUUACCUAACACAUUUAACUUAUUGUUGUUAUAUUGUUUUAUAUUUUACAUAUUAUUAUUCUCUGUCUAAUUUCCUUUAAUUUGAUAUGAAAUACAGCUAUCUUGCUAAAAGAAAUGUAUUCAAAAUUAAUUAAUAGAUAGGAGCACCCUAAAAAAUUUCCAUUGGCCGAAUACUGGUCUGGCACGAACAUGCAAAACCCCCUAGCAUGGAAAGAGUUAAUCAAAAUCAUUUUGUUUCACCUUUGUGUGAGUGUGUACUGUCACUCUAAUAUUGCAGCAGGAUGAUGACUGCCAUAUGAGUCGUGGGGGUGAAGUCAUCUAAAUUAUAACUAUUUCAUGAAACCAUUAGGUGUAGGCAUAUAUUAUAGUACAUUAUUUCAUAUUGAUAACAUUAUUUAUAAACAGUAAGAUUGAUUUCUAAAAAAAUUUUGUUAAAAAGGCUUAAGUGAUUUUACAAUAAAGCGCUGCCAUUUUGUAAUAUUUUACUUUGGAGACUUUAAUACUAAAAUGACUAAAAUAACUUUUUGCACCCUUGUCCAUAAUAUGGCAUUCAAUUUUGGUAGCAUGAAAAGCUUAUUGUUUUAGCAUAGUAACAAGUAGUAUAUAAUUUGUACAUGGAAAUAAAUAUGAAAGAGUAUUUUACAAAAUAUUAACAUAUGACAUUGUAUGUUUCAAUAAAUACUUGGUCCAGUCUAAUCUUAUGAGAACACUUAUAUAAUGUCAUAGUCUCACAGGCCAAUUCGGUAUUUAUGUUUUGUCAGAAAUUCUGUUCUUUUCAUUUUCAGACAUAUUAAAAUGACAUUCAUCAUAGUAGAGAACCUCCGCGGCUUUUUUAAUAGUCGGCCACCACUGGUUGUUUUCAUGAUAUGCCUCGCUUCCUUUGCAAUAGCCCUCAUAACAUUUGCUUACAUUGUCAAGACAAAGGAUAUGCCCAAUCCAGACAUAUCAGAGGUAUAGUAAAUAUGUUUUUAAAAAGAAAGGGAAAUUUAAGUGCAUAAAUUUGUCAAAUAUAUUUUAGAUAUGUACCAUGAGAAUGCAUCCGCUGUGUGCGCUUUAUAAUUUUGUUGAGUGGGUUACUUGAUGAAAAGAACACACAAAAACCCAAGGGAUAUUCCAUACAGAAAAAUACUCACAUGCAAUUACCCCAAAAAAGAAAUGCACAUGGAAAGGAUCUCCUAGUAUAUUGAAAUAGUGUUUAAAUUCACUAAACUUCAAGUCAAUUACUCACUCAUGUUAAAUUUCCUUUUUUUUAAAAAUCCUCACCCAGGAUUGGCACUAUAAAAUUUGUAUGCUUAUCAGCUUAUUUUAAAUAAGAUUAUUUUUUAACUUUGAAUAUCAAUUAUUUAUAAUUACAAAAUUAUUUUAAAUAAAGAAAUAAAAAUUGUGUUCUCUGAUCGUGAUUGGUGUCGGUUAACUUGAUAAUUUACCAAAACUAAUCUUGUGGCCAGUCAUACAAAAAUUGACUUUAACUUUUAUAUUUAAUUAAUCUCGUCACCAUUGAGAGUAAUGGUGCGCCAAAAUAUCAGAUGUAUUUUAUAACAAUUAUCCUUUCCCUGGUCGUUUUGGUAAAGAAGCAUCUCUGUGUUCUGUAAGUUGCAAUAAUGCUAAUACCAGAAUAGUUGAUACUGAUAAAACAAUAAUUUAAAAUAAAAUAUGUAGAUAAAGCAGUGUUUUUCAAUCAUUUUAUUGGGACAGAAUCUUUUAGAGUGCUUAAUAUUGCUUGUGGAACUUCAUGCUGUGACACAAGGGUUCUUUCUCUUCCAAAAAUGACAGAAAAAGAAUUUUCUAUACUUAGUUAUGGCAGAGAAAAAACCCUGAUUGAUACAGGUGUAUAUGUGUAACAGUGUUAUUGAAGCCCAAAUAAAAAAUACAUUUGUGUGGCCUGAAUAGCCUGCAUUACUAGUUGCUAAGUUACUUCAUUGUUACCCCUGAGCAUCAGUUUGGAGUAGCGAACCUUUCAGUGCGAAACUUGCUCAUGAUGAUUUCUACAAAGCGGUUAAUUUUUGUGACCGAGUUUUAGAGAAAGACAAAUGUGUUCAUCUUCGACAGACAAAAGUCAUUCUGGUUUCUUGUGUUUGAUGGUGGUCAUAGCAGAAAAUUUGAACUCGCACUUGUAAGAAGUUGAAAACUGCAAGAGAAGUUACAGAGUUUUCUCAGUGACAGCCAGGUACUCGUUUUCAACUAGUAACCAAAAUGCAUCCAAGUUCAACUCUGUAUGUUUUAGCUUCAGCGUUCUGUCACUCCCAACACUAACAAGUUUCUCCUCUUCCUUGAAAGUAAACUGUGCUUGGCUCAGUUCAAAUUCCACAAAAGGGCUUCUAACCCAGUUGUACUGUUCAGUAGAUACCAAGGGAAAAUAUUUGCUGCGACUAUUCAACGAAGUGUCACAAUCAAUGGAAGAAUUUCUUAGUAAUUUUUUUGAAUAACACUAGGAAAUCUUUCCAAAUUUCCAGAAGAUGCAUUCUAUUUUCAAAUUGCCUAUUUCUUCAGAAAUGCAUUUGUCAUUUGAAUUCAAGAUGUUUUCAUUUCACUCUUACAUUCCACUGUUCAAAAUGUUCAAUUUACAUUCCACUGUUCAAAAUGUUCAAUUUACAUUCCACUGUUCAAAAUGUUCAAUUCAUGUAAUAAAUCUGACAGUUCUUCCAGUUCAAUUCACAGGACUGCAAAUAUGAAUUGACAAAGUCAAAAGUCUCUGUUUACUCCUUACAGCAGAAAUAUUUUCAACAAUAGCUCCAUUUUCAAUAAACUUACAAACCCCAUAAGCUGUGAUUUACCAUUGACAUCCAUGCUUUUAUCCACCUGCAGUGCAACAAAUUCAUGUGUCAAUAUCUUUGCUAAAAUUUGAUUUUUCAGUGUCACAGAACAUGUCUGAAAUAUGCCUGCUUAUCGUAGUCUGAUAGUGGAAUCUUAUUGAUGUCAGAUAAGGUGCUCUCGCCAAACAGUUCUCACAAUAUUUGAAUACAUUUUUAUCAUCUGUGCUCUUCAUAUGAAAUAUUUGAUUUUGCUGAAAACCAGCUUUAACUGUUACGUUUUUCAGGAUUGGAAUACCUUUUUGACCAGAGUCUCACACCUUGCAUUCUGUGUUCCUCACAAUACAUCUCUGAUUAAUUCAACGACAUCAAAGAUGCAGGUUGGAGAUCAGAGCCCUGCAGACAUCUAUAACAGCAUCAAGAAUAAAAUGAAAGAUGGCAAAACUGCUGAGUUCAUUAGCCCUACUCUGAGUCUAAGCCAUGUAGCAAAACGAUCUAUUUUAAAAGAAGACACUUCAUCAUUUCAAGCUUUACCUGGUUCAAGUGAGAGGACUUCUUCCAAUGGGGAGCAAUACAUUCCAUCAACCACUGAUGUGUCACUGGGGAAAGAAACUGUAGUGUGAGUACCUGUAUAGACAUCAUGCAUUAUUUUUACAUUUAAAUUUUGACCUAGCAAUAAAGAAGAUAUUUUAUGUACAGUACAUAUUUGUACUCAGUUGAGGACCCACAGAUUUUUCCAAGAUUACAUUGUGUCUCCAGACCAGGCUGUCCACAAAAUUUCAGCUAUAGAAAAAGGGUCAAAAAUGUUGAAACAUUCAGCAGAUUGAGGAAUAAAAUAAAGGGUUAAAAACUGAUUGAAAAGGUCAUGUUUAACAAAGUCCUGCGUCCCAAUAAAAAGAUCACAUUAAAAAUUACUUUUAUUUAGAUGAAUUACUAAACUUAAAAAGAAUAUAAGAUUUUUUGAAAGUUGGCCCAAAAAAAGCAGAAAUUACAUAAGAAACUAGUGGGAAAAAAUGUACUAUCUUAUAUAAAAUAAUUUGUGUUCUCUUCUUUUGAUGUAAUUUAUAAUGCAUUUUGAGAGGGUUAUAUUUUGUUGGCACAAUAAAUAUAAUUACAUUUCCUCUGCUCAGGAACAUAACACUGUAUCUCAACAUUCAAAUUACGCCAUCACCUGAAUUGUUGGCGUUACCUCUCAGUAUGGUUCACUUUACGGCACCUAUAUCUGGGAACAUGCUUGGAAUAAAAGGUAUACCACGGGAUAAAAUGAUGCUUUUGUCUCCUUUAAAAAUAUGCAUUUUGACUAUAUACACAAUAUAAAACUCAAAGCAAAGGUGUAAAUUAUGUAUGCUGCUUAUUUUAUCUUAAGUUCCAAGGUUUGAUAUGAGUGGGAAUAUCUUUAUAUCGAAGCAAAGCCCUUUACUGCUGUUGCAUGUUGAAAAAAGUAUGAUUUUGUAAAUUAUAGGAGGUAAUCCAAUUUUAUUUUAAGUGGUUCAAAAGCACGUUAGUCAAUUAUCCUUUGACACCUAAUCCAUGGAUAAUUCUAAACAAUUGGGAUAUGUUAAAGCUAUAAUGAACUUUUACAAAUAAAAUUGACAAAACAUUUUAGUAAUAUUUUGUUAAAAAUGAAAUGGAAAUUUAAAAGAUAGUAUUUGUUUUUUAUUUAUCAAAUGCUUGCAUUCUGGUGCAAGAAAUUUAGUCACUGAUAAUGAAAAAUUUUGUUUGACUUAAUGCUGUUGUGCAUCUUUUGGAAAUUAACAUGACAUUGGUGCUCUAUAAAUUUACAUAUCACAUGAUUCAAUGCUACAGCUCAUGAUGAGUGUACUUGCUGCAGAUAAUUUUAGAACCAUUCAUUUGACAUUUUUCAGGUAGCAAUAGUGAAGAAAAGAUAUUUGUCACUUUCACCUUCCCCAACAAUUUAAGCAUGGGCACAUGUGAAGAAUAUGUGGACACAGAAUGCAGACUUCAUGUCAUUAACACAUGUGUAACUUUCAGUGGACCUGCAUCAAUGAUGCCACACACCCAGUAAGUGUCAGCAGUAAAAGUGGAUAAAAUGAUAAUUGUAUGACCUUAAAAAAUAAAUUAAUAGCUUAAUAUAAAUAAUAAUGAUGCCAAUAAUGCUGGACAUUUUUUUGUUAAUAUCAAUUAUAUAUAUUAAAUGUCAGUACUUGCACAUGGAAAACAUAGUGGAAGCUAUUGAUGUGACAAAAUAAAACCCAAAAUUUGAAUUUCUAUAGGAUAGGGAAAUAUCUUAAUCUGACAAGUCUGUAUCAUUCAACAAAUAGAUAAGUUGCAAGAUAAAAGCCGAAACAAAGAGUGCUAGCCGAAUGUGUACAACAAAAUUUUUGCUGCAAAAGGUUUUACUAACUUCCACCAACUGCUACAUGUGUUUAUGUAUUUUAGGAAACCUCAUACAUCUGAGACAUGCAUAGCAGGAGCAGAUUCUCUUGGUGAUGGCCUAAUGAGAAACAUGACUGCAGCGGCCUUGGUGGUGAGCAGCAGUAUACACUGGUGUGUGCAGGGAGCCCGGAUGACCAUGCAGUACUCGUUUGAUGAGUCUCUUACUGUCAUGUUAACACAGGUGCACCUUUUAAGUUCAUUUUCUUGUAAUUAUAAAAAUAGGCUAUUCACUGAUUUGAUUGGUGUAUCUACACAGUCAUUUAGUUUGGCCCAAACCUCCUGAUGUGUUCUCCCGGCUGCAUUUAAGGUUUUAUCCCUGUUUAGCGAAAGGUUAGACAUUCUUUGCUUCUAGUGACCCUCACCCCUUAUUCGAAUGGCCUGGUGAAAAGCACCACAGAUCAUUUUGUAGCUACUAUUUACCUUAUUGGAUUCACAAAAUUAGUUUAAUAAUAUAUAACUCUAAAUAUCAAAUACUUAUUUUAUGAUUAUGUCAAGUGAAUUUCUUUAACCUACUUGCAAUAAAAUAACCAUCUGAUUGAUUUAGAGAGACCCUGCAAGCAGUUCUGCAGUUUUACAAUUUCAUUCAUAUACCGAUAUCUUAAAUUUGUUUUUUCAAUUUAUAACUAUUUCUUACAAACUCAAAUCAACUCAAAAUCUAUAAAUAGAGUUUUACAGAGCGUAACUAAUCUGCCCUCUAUAGAUGUUUAAUGGAAGAUUGUCUGAAACAUGGCGCCCUCUUUGAUGUUUAUUGAAAGAUUGUCUGAAACAUGACACCCUCUAUAGAUGUUAUUGAAAGAUUAUCUGAAAUAUGACACAUAGUAUGAAAAAUAAAGUUUCACUCUGUUCAUUUAAAUAAAGGGUAACUGUUUUGAAAGUACUCAUCCUAAAAUUUAAGAAUUUAAAAUGCAAUAACUGACUUGUGGUCACUUGUAAUGCAGCAAGACAGGUCAAUGAUAAACCUCCAUCUGAUGCGGACAAGCUACUUCCUGUUCGUCAUGGUUGUCACACUCUUCUGUUAUGCUUUGAUUAAAGGGCGGCCCGGGAAGAUGAAGACUGUACAUGCUGUGUAUGACAAGGUAGGGAAGAAAUGUUUGUCUCUCGACAUAUUUAGUUGCUACGAUCCCUUGAUAAAAUUUGCCUAGUUGUGGCGACACACAACCAGUCGAAUGCCCAGACAUUUAGUAACAGUUGCGGGUGAAGUUGUUUUGUUUUGUUUUGGUGUUUGGGGGUGAUGGUAUUGACAAGUUUACAUUAAUUAUGUACAAUUUAUAGUUUGAAAAAAAAUUACCUUGCAUUUAAAAAAGUGUAUAUAAAUUAAGCAUAAUUAUUUCACAACAGAGCAAUGUGGAAUAAUUUUGUUUACUUUUUUGGUAGGGGUGUGCCGGAUCCGUUUUUUCCAACCGGAUCCGGAUUUUCUUAUGUGAAAUCCGCCGGAUUCGGAUCCGGAUUCCGGAAUAAUCCGGAUUCCGGAAUAAUCCGGAUUUUGGUACUAUUGGUAGAUACUUCGGUAAGUCAAGGUAGACUACUACUUUUUGUGUAUGGGAAUUCGCAAUCGGCGCCAAAAAAUCAGAGUUUUUAAUUUUCCGAUGUGUGUGUCUAUUUAUUAUUAAAUUAGUACUUUCGAUAUAUAUUUGAGUUCCGUUCCAUUUGGAUAAGUGUCUUACGAGAGACGCCAUGUUUCUACGCGUUCGCAGCAGGUCAUGCAGCUCGCUCAACCUAAUUUCGCCAUGGGGUUGGCCACGCCCCCCUUUUUAAUGGCGGAAGUUGACGAUACUUAGGAAAUAUUAAUUUAUUAUCACUAUUUACAUCAAAAUAAUUGAUAACUUGUGUUUCAGAAUGCAUUUAAAGACAUUUAAACUGGAAUGUUUUAAUUUGAGCUUUAACAACCCGGUAGAAUCCAUAUUAUAAAUGAUCAGAAUUUACCGUGUGCAACACGUUGUCAUUGGCAACCAUUCACAGCCACUUGCAUAACUGUAUCGUAGUACUACCUCAGAGUUUCAUUCAUAAGAGUUUGCCGUGUGCAAAAACUAUUAAACCAUUGGUCAGGGAAAGCUUUAAUUAAUUAUUCAUGUGCCAAAGUUGAAAGUUUAAACUAAGUCUAAACAGUAUUUUAGUGAUAAGGCAGGGAAUGCGUUGCCUUAUAUAAACUAUAUAGUCAUUGCGCAUGACGGGAUUGGCGGAAUGAGAUCACAGAAUGUGGAGAUGCAGUCCAUGUUAAAAAAUGACAAACCAAGUCGUACUUUAAAAAUUCAUAACUUUAAAACUACAACAGCUAAAAAUAUGAUUUUGGUGUUAUAAUUCUUUAAAAAAUUACAUCUUUUCAACUAUGCCAUUGGUUUAUUUUUACAAAAAGUUUAAAUUUUCUUAUCAAAGUCCCUACACUAUUGGCCACUAUUAGCGGUGCUGACUCUAGCCUCUGGUAUGUACGGAAUAUUAAACAUUAAACAAGCUCAACGCUCGAAACAAUCGAUUAAUGUAUCGUGAUCGUGUGGAAUUCGGGAAAGAGAAUUACUUUUAUUUCAGAUUAUGAUCCAGUGAGUCACAAAAUCUGGCAAAUUCCGAAAUCCGGUAUAUUCCGGAUUCCGGUUGUUCCGGAUACAUGUAAAUCCGGCGGAACUGGAUUUCACCGGAUAGUGCAAAAUCUGGCGGAACCGGAUUCCGGACCGGAUUCCGGCACACCCCUAUUUUUUGGUAAUCAUCUUAUGUUCAAAAGAAUGAAAUGUUUACAUUUAAAUGUUCAUAGUACAAUGAAAUAUUUCAAACAACAAAAUGUCAGUGGAUGUCACGCAGGGGAGGCCACUAAUUUUUAAAUUGAGGCAAAAAAUAUAAAACAACCAUAAGAGACCAUAAAUAUUAUUUUUUUUUAAAUCUAAAAAUAAUGGUUACCCGAAAUCGUAUAUUAACUAUUCUUGAGGGGGUUGCAACCCACAGGCUGAAAACCAUUGAUCUAUAGGGAAUGAUCCCUGCAUAGUUGUCUGAGCUUUUUAAAGUAGUUUUACAGGACUGGUAUUUCUAAACUUCCAAUGCACACAGUGUUGUGUCAUGUCUGAAUAACAAUCUUCAUAAUUAAUGAAAAAUCAACUUUGUCUAUUUUAAUCUACACAAUGCAGAGUAAAUGAACAGUUUCAUUACAUUGAUUUUUCCUUUAUUACUUAUACCAUCCAAGCAAUAUUAAUUCAAUAGUAAUGUACUCUGUGGUUACAGUUAGGACACUUAAGAUCAUGAAGCUGCAAACUUUUUUUAAAGUGAAGAACCAUUUUAAAAAUCAUAUCAGGGACGGAUUUGGGAAAGCAUAUAUACACAUAAAACUUAAAGUAAUAUUUGACUUCUGAUACCUUUUAAAUUCAGAAACUUCAAAAGUAUCUAUAUGUUAAUUAAAUUAGUUGUUUUACUCUUGUGAUAGCAACUUUUUCUUGUACUAAAGACGCAGGGGUAUUGCCCACAAAUUUAUUUAAUAUUUUCUUAAUACUAAAUAGAAGAAAGUUUUUCCUACUAUAAUCACAAAACAUUUGUAUAAAAUCAACAAAAUUUAAAUGGCAUUGUCGGUUAGUACAAAAAGAAAUUAAUUAUUAUCAAUGAAUAGAUCUGCAUGGUUUUGUUAGAUUCUGCUUGAGCGAAUAAUUAACCAUUUUUUUCUUCAAAUUCUCCAUAUUUAUUUUACCUAAAGGUGAGUUCACAGCCAUGAGCCAAACAGAAUGUCUAGAAAGUAAUUCAGACUUGCUGAUACCAGCCGGAUAGGGUGUGUAUGACCAUCUCAUUGAAGUGACUGCCUGCCCAUUGCAGAAAUGAUUCCCCACUGAAGAGACACUGCCAUGUUUUUGUGUGAAUGAUCAUGUCUUGUGCACAUAUACACCAUGGGAAUAGCUAUGUGCAUUUAAUGUUUGAACGAGAAAUUUUUGUGGCAAUCCAAUUCCAAUUCUGUGGAGUGAUUAGUCCAGAAAUGUGAUUUUUUUUCUCUAUUUUCAGAGGAAAUCCCAUUUUUCCAUUUGACUUGGUUUUGUAGAAAUGCGUCUUGAUAUGCUAUUCAUGUUAAAACAAUGAGAUAUAUUGUUUUAUCACAAAAUUUUAUCUUUAAUUUAAAUUAAAAAAUCACAUAAAACUGUUGUAAUUACAAAUAGUUGAAACAAAUUCUUGAGAUGAAUAGGUUUGCUGGCUAUGCCGAUUCAGUGUUUGAAAAUAAAAAUCAUGUAUUUUUUUUUUGCGGUUGAAAGUUUUGUCCCAUUUGUAAAGUGAAUGACAGAGUAUUGAGCACAUACAUGUGAUGCACAAGAAGAGAAUGGUUCUAUAUCAGAUUACUGGGAUCAGUGCUGUAUGAGAUGGUAAGGACAACAUGAAGGCUGUUAUGAACUUUGCUCAUUUUUAACCUUUCAGACUGAACUCGGUCCUAUUUAUUGAAACAUGCUAUGUAACUGGCCUUUAAUGUGAUGCAAAUCUUGCUUGACCAGGUAUCAAAAUGUGUUUGAAAAUAUUUUAUUUGACAUCUGUGAAUAAUGAAGAGCUUUUUCUCCAAAACUCAGUCAAUCAAAAUCUAACAACUGUGGUAUGAUCUGCUUCGACUCCAUCAGGUAUAUAGACUUGUAUUUUGUGUGUGCCCUUUAUGUCAGGCUCAGUCAGGUUCAUAAAUUUUGAAAUACUCAAGUGGUUGAAGAUGUUAAAAACUUGAAGUAGUUGUCUUAGCUUUCUCACAUUUAAAUUUAAGGAAUCAAUUAAUGCUGAGUUUUGAUCAAUGUAAAAUGCUCUUCAAUUGUUUAAUAUUUUGGAUUUGAUGAUAUGUAUGGGUGCAUUAUUAAAAGUGUCAUUUUAUUUUUUAUUGCUAAUUGGAUGCUAAUCAGUGAGUAAAAAAGAAACCCAUGGCUGAAUGAUUUGUAGUUAGCUGGUUGAAACAGGUGUGUUUACAAGAUGCAUUGGUUGCCUAAAAUUCCAACAAAGAUUUCUUUAGCUGGCUGCUCUAUUCAAGCUUUUUUUAGAUCUUAAAAAAUCUUCAUCUACACUUGAUUGUGUUGUCUUGUAAUAUGGGCGGGUUUAGGUUGGGGGAGGGCUAGUUAUGAAUUACUUUUCUAGAUAUUAAUUAUAUACUAAUUUGGUGACUAACACCCACAGCCUAUCACCUGGUAACCAUUUGUUGUGUGCAGUAUUUGAAAAUGAACACAUUCAAUCUCACAUUGUGUAAAAUCAUCAAAACUGUGUUUACCAAGUUCUAUUUUAAUGUUUUUGAAAAUAAUAUUUUUUUAGGUUUAUUUAUGUUGCCAGAUGUAUUUGAAUUUUCUUGUUGGCUGAGAUAGAUUAAACAAAAUUUAGACAGUAAAUUUUUUGAAAUCAUUAAAUUUAUACACUUUAAAACUAUUCGCUUUGUGGCCUUAACAUUGUUGUUUAAUUUACAAUUUUGCCAAGCCAAUAGAAUGAAACAAAGAGCCAAUUUUUCACAGAGUAACACCCACAGUGUUGUAAAUCAAAACAGUCAAAAGUUCUCUGAGCAUUAAAAAAAAUAAUUUUUUUAAAAAUUCUCCAUGAUUUAUUUUAUAAGGGGUUAUAGUUAUAUUUUUGCUCAGUUUGAAUACAUAAGGAGCUGAUUUUGAGAAUAUGCAGAGUUCCUCAAAACAUUACUCUGCAAGGAUACUUAUGGCCUUUGUUUCUAUAUGUCCUGCUGCUUACAAAUCAAUGUGUUUUGCAUGUGGAACUGAACUUUCAUGCUCUUCUGCAUAUAUGAUAAUAACUUGAGUGGGAUGAAAAAGAUCUAUACAAAUUUUAAAUGAUCAGUUCAUAUUAAUUAUAUUGUGGGUUGUUCAUGUCAUGAUUGGGAUAAUUACUUAUUUAUUUUUAUUUAUCAGUUUUCUUUUGCUUGAACAUUUUUAUAUAAUUUUGCCUAAUACUAAUAGUAUUACUAUUAUUUUUAAAUAGUAUAGCUUGUCGUGAUCAUAAAACAGUCAUCGUUGGUUCUUUUUCUUUUUUAAAAAGUCAUUAAAGAGUCAUCCAUAUAAAUUCCGUACUCAGAAUAAAAUAAUUUUCUGCCCCCCUCCCCCCCUCCCCCUCCCCCCUGUCCAAAAAGUUUCCACAUCCAUUCAUGUGCCAACUAUAAAUGGGCCAACUAUAAAUGGGCCAAGCGACAUCCCUCCACCUCUUUCAAACCCUAAAUAAGAAAAAAGUGGGGUGGGGCGGGGUGGCUGUUUAUUACAGGCAUUAAUGUUUAAAAUGUCACUGGAUUCAAAGGUAGCAGAAAAAAAUGUGUGUGUUGCUUCCAACAUUUCUAGAUCCAAUUGAUGCUUCCUUGUCAAGCUCUUUAAAUGGGUUAAGUUUGAUAUGCAAAAAAACACAUUCAUUAUGAUUAAUAAUAGCAACCAAAACAGGUACUUUGACAGUUUGAGAAUGAAAACAACCAUUAACUUGUACAAUUUUAAUUAAAACUAAUUAAUGAUAAAUCAUAAAAACCAAUGCCAACCACUUUGGAGUAAUAAAAUGAAAACUUAUUUCAGUGCUUUGGUUGACUUUGGUUAUACUAAGUUAUAGCUUGCAGAUUAUUUUCUAGACAUGCCUUGUGGCCUGCAAUUAAUCUACUUUGCUCUCUGUAGUAAGAGAUGCUAUGAGAUCAUCUUUACAUUGGAUGAACUUACUGUCCUUUAACUUUUAAGCCCUUUGCCAUAAGUGUAUUGGAGCAGUGCCUCAAAUGACAUUGCACCAAUGAAACAAGUGCCCCCCAUUUUUUAAAAUUAAUUAUUAAUAUACAAUUUCAAUCUCUUUUGAAAUUUAAUUUUCACAUUUUGAGAUCUGGUGACUGAAGAUUUGUGGACCGGUGCUGGCCACCAGACCACUUUCUUGAGAACCCCUGCUCUAGAGCUCACCCGCUGCAAUUAGUUAAGUGACAAAUAAAAUACUUAUUUGUGUCACAAAUGACCUGACCAAUAAUUUUAAUUUUUUUUUUUUUGUAGCAAAAAAAAAAACCAAACGAACAACCCUUUUGAUAAAUGAUUAUUUUAUCUUCAGUCAAGUGGGAUGGCAAUUUCCACUUGAAAUUAUGCAAUUUGUUAAGAUGACAUUAUGUGGUGGAAAAGAUAAGACUAAACAAUACUAUCAAAAGUAUUGUUUGCCUCCAUCACUAAGCCAAUGACCCAUCACAUGUUGGAUUACUAUGACCCCAACAAAUAAAUAAAUGACCAAUACUGUACAUAUCCUCACUAUGAAAUAUUGUAACCUUUAAUUGCUCUACUGCCUUUGUGGAUGUGUUUGAGGAAAUAUUGAAUGUAUUUACUGAAUGCCAAACACUUACAUUUCAUAACUGUCUAUAAUUUAUCAUCUUAAAUAAAAACAAUAACUUUUUGAGAUUGUUACUUGUAUAUAAGUGUACAUUUUAGUUCCAUCCUAUCAGUUAAGACAGACAUGUCAGAUUAGAGUAACUAAAGUCCACUCAAAACAGUUUCUGACCAACUCAUUUUAUCUGACUAUCAAGAAACAAACAAAAAUCCAAAUAUAAAUGAGAAUUGAAGUUAGAGAGGAAAAACAACUGGAAUGGCCUAUCAGAAUUUGCCAGAUAAUUGGGUAUAUUUGUGUCCAAAAUUUUGUUUUGUUGUCUUUCAACUUGUCUAAAGUGAUAUAUGUUCUUUGUGAUAUGACUGUAUUUGAUUAACAUGUUUUUCUUUGUGUUAAUUUUUUUUUUGGGUGAAAUUCUUGCAAAUGAACUAUUAAAAAUAUCUUAUGUUCUUUUGUGUUAAAUUCUUUUUGUAGCUUCUUAUUACUAU
Lymnaea stagnalis (great pond snail) is the source of this 15540-nucleotide messenger RNA. The record is from the annotation of a GenBank genome assembly. NCBI's taxonomy places the organism in Eukaryota, Metazoa, Mollusca, Gastropoda, Lymnaeidae.